Hansenula anomala is the source of this 1107-nucleotide messenger RNA. RefSeq names its product hydroxymethylbilane synthase (gene HEM3). Gene Ontology annotation, biological process: heme biosynthetic process. Gene Ontology annotation, cellular component: cytoplasm. Lineage: Eukaryota; Fungi; Ascomycota; Saccharomycetes; Phaffomycetales; Wickerhamomycetaceae. The transcript has a single exon. Bases 1 to 1107 code for a protein of 368 amino acids. The record is from RefSeq and is a predicted model, not a curated record. Gene Ontology annotation, molecular function: hydroxymethylbilane synthase activity.
AUGUCUGUACCAAAAACUCAUGCAAAUGAUAAAAACUCCUCAGUCAUAGUGGAUGAUUAUUCUCCAAAUAAAUCAACUCCAAUUGUUGCUACAGAUUCUCGUGUUCCUUAUGUUCCUGAUCAAAUUUUCAUUGGUGGUCGUAAAUCAAAAUUAGCUGUUGCUCAAAGUGAAAUUGUUAAAUCCAAAAUAAAGGAAAAUUUCCCUUCAAUCUCAUGUCCAAUUUUGGCUUUAACUACAUUAGGUGAUCAAGUUCAAAAUAAACCAUUAUAUUCAUUUGGUGGUAAAUCUUUAUGGACUAAAGAAUUGGAAAUCUUAUUAUUACAAGAUAUGGGUGAAUAUCAUCAAUUAGAUUUGAUUGUCCACUCAUUAAAAGAUAUGCCAACCAAUUUACCAGAAGAAUUUGAAUUGGGUUGUAUUAUUAAAAGAGAAGAUCCUUCAGAUGCUGUCUUGAUGGCUAAGAAUUCCCCUUAUAAAUCUUUACAAGAAUUACCUUCAGGUUCAGUUGUUGGUACUUCAUCAGUUAGAAGAUCUGCUCAAUUAAAGAAAAACUUCCCUCAUUUAAUCUUUGAAAGUAUUCGUGGGAAUUUACAAACAAGAAUUUCAAAAUUAGAUGAUGAUUCAACAGAUUUCAAAUGUAUUAUAUUGGCAACUGCUGGUUUAACAAGAGUCGGUUUAGAACACCGUAUCACCCAACGUUUAGAUGCUUCAUUAAUGUAUCAUGCAGUUGGUCAAGGUGCCUUGGGUAUAGAGAUUAGAAAUAAUGAUGCUAUUAUCAAACCAAUUUUGAAAACUAUUGAAGAUGUUAAUGCAACCAUUUGUUGUUAUGCUGAACGUGCCUUAAUGAGAACUUUAGAAGGUGGUUGUUCAGUUCCAAUUGGUGUUUGGACCACUUAUGAUGAUGAAACUAAAAUGUUGAAUUUGAAAGCUUUAGUUAUUUCAGUUGAUGGUCAAAAACAUGUUGAAGAUGAAAUUACAUUGAAAAUUGAUGAUUAUAAAAAAGAUUCAGCUACAUGUGGUGAAGUAUUAGCUAGAAAAUUGAUUGAUUUAGGUGCUAAAGAAAUUCUUGAUGAAAUCAAUUUUGAUAAAAUUAAUGAAAAAGAUGAAUAA